UUAUCUCUAGGUCCAGAGAAUUAUUAUGUAAAAGAUUUACACGAAUUCACUGCAGCACUGGAUGAAUUUUCAAGAUGCUUGGAUCGACAAUUCAAAAUUAUCAACAAUUGGGAACACUUUGCCAAAACUCUAAAUGUUCCCUCGGCCGUUAUACGUACAUGCAAACUGUACUCCGAGGAUAGUCCAACAAUAAGACUGUUUAGAUACCUGGAGGUAACAAAGCCUGAUAUGACGUUGGUGAUCUUCAUGCUGCCCUAUCAAAAAAUCAACAAAGAGCCCGGCAUGACUUGGCCAGAUUGCUCGAAGAUAUGGACAAUGAACGUAAGAUAUCAGAAGCUAUCACCAAUUCCACAUCUGACAUCAUGGAUAAGAUUGCAUUAAAGCUUGAUUCUGCUUCAACACCAACAUGUACUUGGAUGGAAUUUGGUCUUGAACUAGGGAUAACCCGUGACAAACUUAAGGAAUUUGAAAUGUACACUAGCUACAAUCCAACAGAAGCACUAUUCAGAUAUGUUUACUCAGCAAGUGGAAAACAGAUUAAAGCAAGUGUGAUUAUUGGUUACUUGGAACAGAUGAAUAGAUGGGAUAUCCUUACAGAGGUUUUUCAAACAAUGCGGCUGUUAACAGACAUUGCCAAAGAUGCCCAAGACAUUUUCAAACUUGGUUCAGAACUUCUUGAAACAAUUUCCAGGAAGUUAAAUGAAGAUUGUCCAGGUGUGGGAGGCUGGAGGGUACUUGCUAGACGUCUGAUAGCUGACCAUUACAUUGAUGACCCAGACAUCAUAUCAGAGCUGGAGCCACCACAUCAGCAUGAAAUUCACAGUUCAACAAAGAAAAUCAUUGAAUGGCUUUCAGCCAAUAAACCAGAUGUCACCAUUGGUGAAUUAAUUGCAAAAUGUGGAGAAAUUAAUCGUAAAGAUGCUGUGGAAAUCCUGACACGAUACUUUCCCAGGUCUGCUCAUGCGCAAAUUCUUCAAAAUGACUGGAAAAACUUUGGUUUACCGCCUAAAUCAACGACCAAAAUGAUUGGUCGAGAAAAGGACAAGGAGGAUUUGAUUGAAGAGAUUGUAGAUGGUAAAAAUCCCCUUAUUGUGCUUCAUGCUGCUACAGGAUAUGGAAAGGAAACACUAGCAGUUGCAACAGCCUAUGAACUCAUUGAAAACCAUGAUUACACGUGCAUAUAUGUGGAUGUCGAUCGUAUCAAAGUUGAUAAUAGUGCCAUUACUGUUGAAGAGCUCGCUUCCAAAAUCUUGGAAACUUGUGGAAUUCCAUUUCCAACAAUGGAAGACAAGAAAGAAGUGCAGGAGCUCUUCAAAAAAGUUACCAGAAAAUGUCUUCUUAUUUUAGAUAACUUUGAUCAAGCAUUUUAUGCUGAAAAUAAGAGAAUUGACAGUAUGGACAACAGGUCAUAUAUAAACAAUUACAGAUUGCCUAGAACAUCAUCCCACUCAUCAUCCCACGUCCCCGUCCCAAUAAUUUGCAGUACGUCAAGACCAGCUAUGUCAAGAUCAGGUAGUUCACACAGCGUUAUGGUCUCUCGAGCUCAAAAAUGGUCUCGCAGUACGUCAAGAUCAGCUAUAUCAGGACCAGCUAUGUCGCGAUCAGGUAGUUCACACAGCGUCAUGCUUUCUCGAGCUCAAAAAUGGUCUCGCAGUACGUCAAGAUCAGCUAUAUCAGGACCAGCUAUGUCGCGAUCAGGUAGUUCACCCAGCGUAAUGGUCUCACGCGCUCCUAAUAAACGGUCUUUUUUUGCUCUACUCAGAUCAGUCAGUGUACAAAACCUUCCUGAAACAUCCAACAACGGUUCACCAGUGGCAGUCGAGAGGAGAUCACUCAGAUCACUCAAAGAAAAUAAUGGCAUUUACCACACUAGUUCUGUUAAUGCCUUACCAGGCACUGACAGAAACACAAACCAAGCGACUUGGCCUGACGAUGUCUUCCAUGACACUGAUAUAAACCCAAACCAAGCGACUUGGCCUGACGAUGUCUUCUCUGAUACUGACAGAAACCCAAACCAGGAGAUGACUAGAAAGGAGGAAUUUCAAAUGUUUAUUGGGGAUUUAUUGAAAUAUUCCUCAAGGUUGAAAAUCCUUGCCACAGCCUGGGAGUCGUUCUCUACAUCGGUUGACACCAAAGUAGUUGAGUUGCCGCCACUGACGAAGUCCGAUUCAGAAGAGAUUGUUUUGAGUAGAUGUGGAAUGGAUAGAUCCAUUAUCACAAGUGAUCUAAUAAACCUUGUCCUAGAAGGCUGUAGCGGCAUCCCACAACUUCUUCGUAACGCUGCAAUGGUAAAUGUCAGAUUUGGAUUUGAAGAUUUAGCUUCAAGUCCACCUGAACGACAAUUGAAAUUGUUGUGUCCAAGCUACAUGAGCCCAAAAGAGCGUUUCGAUCAUCGUCUUCGUGUUUGCUUUGAUCGUCUUCACGACAUUUCACGAAAGGUUCUCAUGGUGGUUUCAGUGCUACCAGGCUUCUUCACACUUGACGAGGCUGCAACGAUCUUCAAGGACGCAGAGAACAUUUCUUCGAAAGAGGAACUUCAGGAUGGGUUAACUGAUUUGGUGAACUUCAGCUUCCUGUCUUACAACCAAGAGCGAAAGGGGUAUUAUUUACGUCCUGCCAUGAGAUCGUUUGCAAUCUAUGAAGCAACAUUUCUAUCGGUCAUUUCCACAACUGAUAGUGAUCUGUAUGAAAAUGAAUUGGGUCGUUCAUACAAGGAAGGCAUUUCGCGUUUUGUGCAUUACACAUUUCACAUCACCUUCAUGGAGAUCGAAAAUGAUUUCUUCAGCAUCCGCAGUGAAAAUGCCGUACAGAGAUACAGAGAACAAGAGGCGAAUCUCAGAAAAAUAGCAAACUGGUGCAUUUCCAAUACACUCGAUAAAGACCAAGAAAUGAAGCGCCUCAGGUACCACAUCAACAAUGUAUUCGUUGAUUGUUACUUGGUUACAGUCACGUUGGUGGAAGACCAUUUAUUAAAGACGAUCCUGAGUAUAUUUUCACGUUUUUAUCGUUGUGAGGAUGGUGGAUUUAUAAACACAGAGAGCAAGAAGAAAUAUGUCGAACGUCUGACAAUUGCCGGAGUUGCAUGCAUUUCGAGCUGUCACUGUGUACCCCAACCAUGCCAGAAACGAAGGAAACAAGCAAUGUUUUACUUCAAUAAAGUUCUGGAGGAAUUGUGCAGUAGUCCUCGGACUGUUUCCAGUUUGCAUAAACAGCUCAAAAGCGUGUCCAAGUGCAAGAUUAUGUCCAGAGGAAUUCAAAUAGAAUUCCUUCUUAAGUAUGGAAAGUGCUUGAUUUUGGAAGAAAGAAAGAAAGAUGGAUUGAAAUUCAUCGAAAAAGGGAUUAAAAUAAGCAAAAAAGUGUUCAAGAAGUCAAAUUCUAACAAAGAUCGCGUUAUGGUGGCAGUUGGCUACAAUGACCUUGCAAGUGCCUACAGCUAUAAUAACGAUGCGAAUGUAACAGCCAUUCAAAUAAGGCAAAGCAAAGUCCUACCGGUUUAUGAAGAGCAUCUUGGUCGCCAUCCAUUCACAGCCAGUGCUCUCAGGAGUUUAGCCCAUAACUUCCUAGCACUAGGUUCUUACGAAGAAGCCCUCGAAGUAUGCCAAAUAGCUCUGUCCCACAGAAAACAAUUGUUUGGCGAACACUCUGAAACUGCUCGUUCUCUGUUUGAUAUGGGACAAAUCUUACGAAAACAAGCGAGUAAUAGUCAAAAUCCAGAAGAUAAACACAAGAGGUAUGAAGACGCCCUUUCGUGUCUGAAUGAUGCUCUGGAAAUGCGUCAGCAUCUGGCACCCACAUCUGUAGAAACGACACAAAAUCAUCAAGAAAUAGCUCACGUGUUGAAUUCCUUAGGAAGAGAUGAAGAGGCUAGAACGCACGAAGAAAAAGCAAGCGAUUGUAGUAAGCACAUUGACAUUCAGUCGAACAUUCCAAUUUGUAAGCGUCUCGAUAUGUACGACUGAUACUCUAAGCUUGGACACUUACUAAAUCAUUAUAGCAAUGACAAACUCAGGCAAAGAGACGAAAACUGCGCAUGCCUUAACGACCUAGAGAUACGAAUUAUAUUAUAUCUUUUUUUUCUUAGACAUUAUGCCGAGCGUCUCAGGUUUUCGCUAGAUUAAUGCUUAUAACAUUCUCAGUGUAUGUAAUUAACUUUUGAACGUUGUGAAAUGAUGAUUAUAAUCCAUUCACCUCUAACAUUAUACUUGAUGACACUGAUGCAGUGAUGUUUGCAAAAGAGGAUUUGUAUAGAUUUUGCACUCCAAUUAUGUGAUCGAUGAUUUUAAUAUAGGAAACAGAACAUACUUUUUUAAUUUAAAAUUGAAACUAAAUUUCGAAAUGCAAUGUCACCGAACAAUCCGAUCAUAGGUAAAAGUCUUCUUCACAGCAUCUCUGCGCCAUCUUGAGAAUUCGAGACGACCGGUGAUCGAUCUUGCAAGGGCUGGUCAGGGCCCAGGGUGUGGAGGAGACUGCUUUUGGGGCAAUUUAUACAACUAAUUCCACUUGUAGAAUAGAAUGAUGCCGUGAAACGGUUUAGGUAGAUAAUGCAUCUUUAUUUAAAUAAACAAACAAACCAAUUCGUAUUCAAUUAAAUAGUGUCAUGAUUAUA
This is a messenger RNA of Exaiptasia diaphana, 4606 nucleotides long. RefSeq lists its product as uncharacterized. Gene Ontology annotation, molecular function: protein binding; ATP hydrolysis activity. The coding region runs from base 309 to 3959 and encodes 1216 amino acids. The record is from RefSeq and is a predicted model, not a curated record. NCBI's taxonomy places the organism in Eukaryota, Metazoa, Cnidaria, Anthozoa, Actiniaria, Aiptasiidae. The transcript has 6 exons. Gene Ontology annotation, biological process: signal transduction.